Protopolystoma xenopodis is the source of this 747-nucleotide messenger RNA. NCBI's taxonomy places the organism in Eukaryota, Metazoa, Platyhelminthes, Monogenea, Polystomatidea, Polystomatidae. The record is from the annotation of a GenBank genome assembly.
AUGGCUGGUCUAAUUGGGCUUCUCAAGACAGCACGUUUGCUGCGUUUGGUGCGUGUAGUUCGCAAGCUUGAUCGCUACUCAGAGUAUGGCGCCGUUGUACUCCUCUUCUUGAUGACUACAUUCGCUCUAAUUGCUCACUGGCUCGCCUGCAUUUGGUAUGCGAUCGGCAACAUCGAGCGUCAACAACAGAAGAUGCGUAUUGGCUGGCUUGAUGUCCUAGCAGAGCACACAAAGCAACCCUAUCAAGAUGAUGAGAGCUUUUUGGUCAGCUUUAAUCACACUCUCCCUUGGUUUGAGUCAGGCCCCAGCUCCAAGUCCAAGUAUAUAACGGCGCUAUAUUUUACAUUCUCCAGCCUCACGUCAGUUGGCUUUGGAAAUGUCAGUCCGAAUACUAAUCCUGAGAAGAUAUUCUCCAUAUGUACUAUGCUGAUUGGAUCCUUAAUGUAUGCUGGUAUAUUUGGUCAUGUGAGUGCUAUCAUCCAGAGGCUUUACAGUGGCACUGCUCGGUAUCAUAUACAGAUGCUGCGGGUCAAGGAAUUCAUUCGGUUUCAUCAGAUUCCAAACCCUCUACGACAGAGAUUGGAGGAGUUCUUCCAGCACGCUUGGUCAUAUACAAAUGGUAUUGACAUGAAUAUGGUACUCCGCAGCUUUCCAGAAUGUUUGCAAGCUGAUAUAUGCCUUCAUUUGAAUAGAAAUUUGCUCAACAAUUGUCCAGCAUUUAAACGUAAUUUUGCUCAUUCUUUCUGA